Symbiodinium sp. CCMP2456 is the source of this 659-nucleotide messenger RNA. NCBI's taxonomy places the organism in Eukaryota, Dinophyceae, Suessiales, Symbiodiniaceae. The record is from the annotation of a GenBank genome assembly.
GCGCCACAUCCAUCGGCCUUCCUGGAGAACCUGCGAAGCAAGCGCUUCGUGGUGGGGCGGCAGACAGUUUCAGAGCAGCUCUUCAGCAACAUGGAUCUCAUUGCGGCCUCCCCAAGGCCGAGGAUCGCAAGAAAUGCGGCGCAUGCGGAAGUGUCGCAGGACUUUGGGCAACCGCAGCUGCCAUGUCAGAGCGGCCGAAACGGGGGCAGUGCCAGCCAUCCCCAAGCAGUCAUGUCGGAAAGAUCCCCGUACGCGUCAUCGCCGAAGCGUGCUGCAUUUUUCGCUGAUGAACUCAGCGUUGCCACGCCGGGCGCUUCCACCGCCACGCCGGUCACGCUGCGCAGCCUGCGGUCCACGCCUGACAGCAGGACCUGGCCCGGCAACGCAGAUGUCCCACGCACUGCUUCCUUCGGCGUUGGUGCUGCCACCUUCGGCUCGCCAUCAUCUCGGCUGGCCUUGGCAGAGUUGGAGCUUCUGGUGGCCGAGGUGGAGGGCGAGUUGCAGGGGCUCGAGACGUCCUGCUCAAGACCCCUGAUGGGGAACUCUCCUGGCCGCCCUUUCUGGGGCUUCGGCUGCAGCCCGGAAGAGCUCUCCAGGCGCGCCAUGUCCUGUGGAGGGCAGCUGAAGUCUGCAGCACAGCGUGCCCGAGCGCUCGAACC